AUGCAGAGGGUCAACAUCUCAGCAGUAUCAGAAUUUGUUUUCGUGGGCCUCUCUGAUGCUCCAGAAAUCCGUUUGCUUCUCUUUGUGCUGUUUCUACUCAUUUAUUUGGCCACCAUGGCAAGCAACACCACUCUCCUCAUUGCCAUCUGCACCGACUCCCACCUGCACAGCCCCAUGUACUUUUUCCUCAGCAAUUUAUCCCUGCUGGAUCUCUUAUGUCCCACCAUCACCGUGCCCAAGAUGCUGGGGGCCUUGCUGCUGGAGCACAAAGAGAUUUCUUUCUCUGGCUGCCUGUUCCAGCACUUUUCCCUCAUUGCUGUGGUGGGCACGGAGAUUUUCCUCCUGGCUGUGAUGGCCUACGACCGCUACAUGGCUGUGUGCCACCCCCUGAGGUACCCGAGCAUCAUGAGCACCAAGCUGUGUGCUCAGCUGGCCCUGGGCACCUGGGCAACAGGGCUUCUGAACUCCCUGCUGCACACCUCUCUGGUUUUCACGCUCUCUUUCUGCAGCCCUAACAAAAUCCAGCAGUAUUACUGUGACAUUCCUCCCGUGCUGGCCCUCUCCUGCUCGUCCACCCACAGCAGGGAGCUGGUGAUCCUGGUGGUGGCCGGGGUGCUGGGGAGCAGCGCCUGCGUGGUCACUGUGGUCUCUUACCUCUAUAUCCUCCUGGAGAUCCUGGCCAGGAAGUCCCCUGGGAUCUGGCACAAGGCUUUCUCCACCUGUGGUUCUCACCUGGCCGUAGUUUGCCUUUUUUACGGGACCACCAUCUGCACCUACGUCCGCCCUUCCUUCACCUAUUCCCCACACUGGGAUAGGGUCGUGUCCAUGCUCUAUGGAAUGAUCACCCCGCUCCUAAAUCCCAUCAUCUACAGCCUCAGGAACAAAGAGGCCAGCAGAGCAUUCCUCUGGCUGCUGGCUGAGGGGAGUCUGAGGGCUUUGCCUCCGCAGCUUUUAGCGGCAGCAUCUUCCCAGACACUGACCACCACGGCCAAGGUGCUCUGCCUGGGGUUCAGGGCUGUGCCCAGCCCAGAAGAAUGUCUGGAACAGCCCUGUGGGAUUGCUGAGGGGCUCCUGGGGCUGUCCUUCCCCCUUAUCUCCCUGUCCCACCGAGUGGGUGGCCUCUGUGUCCCUGCUUUAUGCCUGCUGGAACGCUGAUAGCUGUGGGCACAGCCCAACAUCUGCGGGGCUGCACAUGCCGACUUCAACACGCUCCUGAAGGCCAACCCGAUUGAAAGUGUUACAGCCAUUUCUCAGCCCAACAGAGAUAUUUUUCCCUGGUUUAUUUCUCUCUCUCUGUGCAAUUUCCUUGCUUUUUUUCCCCCCAGUUUGUUCAGUGUGCAGGGACAGCACAGCUGGAUCGCUUCCCCACCUUGAGGAAGGGGCUGUGUCCAGGAGAACACUCCACACUUCAGCACUGCCUCGCUGCUCCAUAAGCAGCACAACUUUUUUCGGCCCAACUUGAGCCCCUUGAGCUGCUUUUCAGUCUUUUUACUUCGAUGCCAAGGGCCUGAAUGUGGCUUAGGAGGAAGUUGUACCCAGCAGGAAAGACGGAUGUGGGUGUGGAUCCUGUGGAGUUGUGGCUGCACCUCUGCAUGGACCACAAUAGUGUAUUCAGUGUCCCCUCCCAGCACAGCACAGCAGGAAUCAGCUUUUCCCAGACAAAACUCUUCGUGUGCCUCCCUUCUGCUGAGAACAUCCCUCUCCAUUGACUGAAUCCCUUCACUUCUGAAUGAGCCAGGGAAUGAGUUCCUGGAGAGACCUGCUCAGCAGUUUGGGGGUGCCCCCCACCCAUCCUGCCCAACAGAGAUCAGCCGUGGGCCACUGCUUGUUUUUGUGGUGUUUUAUCAGGCUGCUGCAUGUCCUUUAACUGCCAGCUCCUUGUAAAAGCUUGUUUCUUCUCCUCAUGCUUGAAAGCAUUUGCUGCUCAUCCCUUUUUGGGUGGCUGAGUAUAAAAGCAGCCUCCUCUGAGAGAUUUAGUGUCUGCUCAAACUCAGUGCUGCACUAAAUCCAAGGAACAACUUUGUGCAUCCUCACAAAAUUACCUGAUGGCCUCAGGGGGGACAAACCUGUUUGUCUCUUUGAUUCCCAAGUAAAACUUCUUUUAAAAAAAAAGAACAUUUCAUCCUUGUGUCUAGAAUUAAAGCUGCCUGGUCAUCCAUGAGGGCAUCAACACUCACCAGUGCUUUCCAGGGGAAUUCAUGCUCAGAAGGAGGUGAUUUUUGUGGUGUGUUGAGAAAUUUCCCCAUAUUUGUUGACUUUAGAUGGGUGGUCUAUUUGCAAUUUCUGUACAGUAUUUGAAGAAAAAGUUCAAUACAACGGAAACAGGGCAUGGGAAUGACCCCCACCCCCUUGUUUUUAACACUGUGAAUCUGAGAGAGGAGAAAAUAAAGGUGGAUGGUACCAUGGGAGAAUCAUUACAGUAGAGCAAAUGUUGUGGAUUGUGGCCUAUGGUGGAAUGUCAACAUCAAACUUAUUGUGGCUUUUGCAGCUUGGCAAAUCCAUGUUGUGAAAGCUCCUGUACAUGCACCUGGGGCACAGGCUGCCCUUGGAAUCGGGGAUGGAGCUUUUCCCUCACAGAUAGAGGAGUCAGUCUGUAAAUUAGUUUAAAAAGGGAUGAAUCAUCCAAGUAAAUUCACCAGAUCCUGCUUCUGGCUGUGCUGACAGAAUUACUAUAUUAUUAACAUUGUUCUUCCUCACUCUCUUGGCUCUAAGUGUAUUUUUACAAGGAUUGUAAAAGAAAUAAAAAUAAAUUAAAGGGUGUUCUGGGCAAAUUAGAGAAUUGCAAUCUCCUACAGCAUUUUGUUUAGACUGCAUGUAAAAAUACUCCAGAGAGAAAAAAAUCCUAUGUCACAAUUUAGAAGUUUGUCCGUCUAAAGAAGGUUUUAUUCUCCUUGUCUAUUAAAUUGUGUAGUACAAAGCUACAGAUUAUUCUGUGUUUGGACUUUUUUCCUGCAUAAAAAACAGCUUCAUUUUCUGUUUCCAAAGCAAAUUUCCCAGCAGAACUUCCAACAUCCUUUGUCUGUCUCCCUUUGGAGAGUGUUUCCAGGAGCCAGCAGCUCUGUGUACCCCAGGCAUUUGCAUUCUGUGCUGUAAGUACCCAGUGAAAACUUGUUGCCUAAAUCCCUGGUUUCUCACUUGGAAAAAUUCAGGCACCUAAAAGAAACAAACUGAAAAGUUUUCACCGAGUGUCUUACCCAGGGAGCGACAAGAAGGAGUUUCCAGUUAAACUCCCAGAGCAAGUGGAGCCCAGAUGUUUUUAGUAAACAGCUUUCAAAACGCACAGUUGAGACCAGUGUCAAAUUUCCAGACGCAUGAUCAACCUCGGAGCCAAGUUUAGAGUUGCUUUUGUGUUUGCAUAAAGCCUGGAAGCUGAAUGACACUGAAGUUUGUGGAUGGAGUGGAGGUUCUCCAUAACAAAUAUUUGACUGGAUGUAAUUUCUCUUAUUUACAGGACUUUGAGCUUCGGGGAAAAAAAAAAAAAAAAAAAAAGGGUUACUGUAUUUUUGUGGAUUUAACAUUUGAGGCACAUUCAGCACUUUCUUGCUCACUGGAAUUGGAACAGUUGUUGAUUUUUAACUGGGAUUUGUUAUUAAUAUGGCCAUUAAACCAGCACGGCAAAAUCAAGUGUUCUAAAGCUAGAGGUAAACCAUUUCUACAAGUGAGAAAUGAAAUUAUGCAUUCCUUGCCAUUCUGGCUGUUUGCUCACACCAAGGCAGCCCUCUCCCUGAAGUCUAACUGGAUGCCUAAGCCACAUACCAAGGCUUUUGCUCAGGGACUGUAUCAGCAAAAAUCUGUCUCAGAAUUUACUUUGGGCAAAUACUGCCCAGUAUUUGUUUAGGAGUCCUGUUUUCUGCCCCUUUGGAAAGGUCAUGCACGAGAAGGGCACAGGUAGAGUCAGGUUAAAUGAUAUUAAAGUGGGGGUAGGAGGCACGGAAACUUCUCCUUUCGGUAUAUCUUGAUCUCUGACCUAGUAACUUUCUGUAUCAUGUGCAGACACUCACCAAAGAAGCUCUGAUUAUUUUUGCAUGCUUAAGACUCAGCUUCAAUAUCCCUAAAUGGGUGGAUUUUUGGUCUGUGCCCUGUGUAAAGUAGCGAAGCUGUAAACAAGAGAGCUUGCUCCAUUGUUCCUGGUGGGAUAUCAUCCAAGGGAAAACAAGGAUUGUCUUCAACAAUUUGAAGCUUGUGUAGGCAGACAAUACAUUGUUUUUGCAUGUGGGCAGCAUGAACAUGCUUCUACUUCAGCCCAAGAAAGCAGCUGAGAGGGACUUUAAUUCAAAAUCCACACCCACCGCUGCUGCCGAGAGGAUGGGGCAGGCCCUGGGCAGCUGGGAAUGUUGAGGGGUAAAAAAUACUAAAAUAAGGAAAGAAUUUCUCCCUAAGCAGUAAAGAAUUUUUUCUAGAGAACUUUACAGGCAUUCUUGGGAAGAAGUCUCCUAAAAGCAUCACCUUACUCAGGCUGGGCUUUCCAUCAAGUGAAUUUCAUAUUUAGGAGGGAAUUUUUCCCUGAGAGGGUGGGGAGGCUCUGGCACAGCUUUCCCAGGGAGUCUGACUGCUCCAUGGUCCCUGGAAGUGUUCAAGGCCAGGCUGGACGGGGCUUGGAGCAAUCUGGGAUAGUGGAAGGUCAUGUGGCCUUGGCAAGGGUGGAACAGGAUGAUGUUUAAGGUCCCUUCCAGCCCAAAUCAUUCCAGGAUUUCAUUACAAAUGCAUUUUCACCAAGAGCAGCACAAGAUAAAAGGAGGCCUGAACGGAGCCAUGAGGAAACAAUAUGAAGUAGAGUCAAAAUUAAAGCAGUAAUUUGGGACAGGAAAGAUCUGGGAAUGGCUGAACUGAAUUAGUGGUGAAUUCUUCACCUUGGUUACCAAGACAUGACCACCAUGGCUGUGCAACCCCGUGUUUCCUCUCCUGACCAUGUAAAUCUGCUGUCAUCAAAACAAUGUGCAUUGUGCAACUCCAGAAAGCAGAAUUUGGGACUUCCCCAAUCCUACUGACGUGCUAUCACGAGUGGCACAGACUGUCCGAGCUGCAGAGGAAAUAUUCCCGUUAUAAACUUUGCAAAUAUGGAUCUUGUUUGAUGUUCCUGUUGUGAAGACACUCCACUGUGAAUGCAGAAAUAAAGAAAAAAAA
This is a messenger RNA of Taeniopygia guttata (zebra finch), 5124 nucleotides long. Lineage: Eukaryota; Metazoa; Chordata; Aves; Passeriformes; Estrildidae. The record is from RefSeq and is a predicted model, not a curated record.